GAUGCCUUCUUGGAGCCCUACCUCCAGGGCCUCGGAGACCGUCAGAGUCCCGGAGUGGGCGCUCCAUCGCCCUCUCCGCCACCCUCUAGGCUGGUCCCGGUGCAGCCCCCGCCAUCGUCUAGAUCUCUGUCAAGGGAGUCGCUCAUGUCCUCUAACGGGGGUUCAGAUGCCAGCAGCGAGGACAGCGAGGAAGGUUAUGGAGCUACGUGUGAUAUAAGUCUGAUGGAACGUUUAGUCCUGUCCCACCCAAUAUGGUUUCUGCCAGGGAUCCAACGUGCAGGCGCAUUUCACCUGCUUCAAGGGAAAGAAGAGGGUUGCUUUGUCGUUAGAAAAUCGUCUCAAUCUGACACAAUGGCCCUGUCGGUUCGUCUUCCACCAGAUAAAGGCCCCUACAUAGAACAUUACCUCAUUCAUUCUUCCGAAGGCCGCUUAGGCCUAGAAACGAGUGAGAACCGAUUUGUCGAUAUGGCAGCUUUAAUAGCUCACUACGCUAGCUGCUGUGAUGAACUCCCUGUACAGUUAACUUUGCCCAAAUCCAUAAGAGAAUCAAAAAGCCGGCAGCAGUUGUCUUCCCUAGCGCUACUCGGACAGGAAUUCUGGAGUUACAGCCCUCCCGUUUCGGCAGCUUCAAGUCCCGACGCGGACUUAGUUCUUAAUUUAAAUCCCCUGAUGAGUACUUUCAAGCAAGCCGAACCUUCUACACCAGUUUUGAAAGAUAAGCCGGCUAGGCCCAAUACACUUAAUCUUUCAAGCAAAAACGAUCCGAAAGGGGAAGGCUUAAAAAGCGUCUCAUCACUUAAGGGUGAAUUGGUAUCGAAAACACCGCCUCCGCCGCCUCCCAGGUGGUCUAAACCAACUACACCAAAUAAUUUUACAGUUACCACAACUGUAACGUUCAGCGUUAACGCACAGAGUCCUGGAAACGAGCAGCCCCCGACACAGGAACUAGUAAAUUGUGAUCCAAAACGAAUGUCGCCGGAGGGCCAGUGCACCUCUACGAUAUCCUCUAAAGGCAGUUUGCGCCGUGCCCCUCUCAAUCAAAUUCUGUCGCCAAAUUCAGUAUUAUCUCCCAACUCAGAUACGCCAGACACACUAUCACCACUCUCUGUCUCCAAAGGGGCACGGCAUAGCAAAAGAUCAAAGCACAAAGUCUCAAAACAUUACCAGGAAAGCGAUAUAGUUGAUUCCCCGACCGUUCUAUACUAUAAAAGUGGACUCGGGGAUAAAAUAAGUGACUACGAGGACUUGUGGACCAAUGACCAGAGCACCACCAAAUCCGCGAACAACAGCGGCAGUAAUUUGGCCUCACCUGAUAUUCUGCAGCAUACCGGCAACAUCGUCUCUUUGAAUAAUAAUAUUCUAAGCCCUACCGACUCGCAUAAUGGAUCGUCACAGAGGAGUGUCUGCAGUACGCCUUGCCAAGGCCAGAAUUCAAAUAAAGCUUCGUCUGUACAAUCGCCCCUAACAGAAUCGACGAUGUUGUCACCGACAGUCCCCGAGUUACCAAGUCCCCACACUCCGAAACAAGGCAGCCCUUUCUACGCAGAACCGGCAGACGCUUUGGCUCAGGGGCAGCAGGUGCCAAGGAGACUGGUGAAUAGGCCAGCGCCAGGGAUCCCAAUGCAUCACAGGCAUUCUAACCCUCCUGCUCUGCACUCACACAAAACCUUAAAUUCUGGACUGGAGAGGGUGGACGAUUCUACGGAAUUCAUUGGGGGAGUGAUAUCGGCUUCGGUGGACAAUUUAAGCCCCAAGCAAAGGUUUAUGGGGAUUAAAAAACCCGAGGUUAAACCCGUACAGCCUCCUUUGGUCAAGCCACGGAUAAAUGACAGCUGGCAAAUCGAUAACGGUUGGAAAUUUAUGACAAACGAUUGCGAUGUCAAUAUGGAAUCCAGCGAUCAAGAUUAUGACUCUGACUGGCCCACUAUCCCCAACUUUAUCUCGUCGCUCGAUUCUUACACUCCCGAUCCCGACGACCGUACCACUUUACAAGAUCUAAUCUCAAAAAGGUUUCCUGACAUUAAAACGUCGUCUGGCAUGCACUUGGACGAGGAGAGAUGUCGAAUGUCGGCUUAUGAUAACGUGGAGGACAAAAGGACCCCCAGGCCCCCUCCCUCGGAAAUUAGCGAGAUUACUGAGUUUUCUGACCCUUGGGCUGAAGUUAGUCAAGGCGUUACUGAGACUGAAGAUUCCUCUUAUUGUGAUACACCGUACACUUCCAAUACGAAAGUGGCUUCCAUCAGCAGAUCUAAAAGUUUCAAGGACAAGUUGGAUCCAUUGCUUUCUGCUCCACGUUUGCAAGCGUUGAGGAAUAGAGACCAAAAUGGACCAAAAACCGUCGGCAGCAGUAUUAGGACCUACGCUUUAGAAUUGGCUCAAGAUAAAAGCACCACCUUUGCUCAAAACAUAGACAAUUUCAUAGCUUGCACUUGUGAAUCGAAAGAAACGAAUCCUCAAGUAGUUAUGAGAAAUAUGAGGCAGUUCAUGUCGGGGAUGAAGAAUUAUCUGGUGAAGCACGGAGAGAAAGGUUUCUAUAAGGAAAUAGAGCGAGAGAGGAGUAAGUUAAAAUCGACGGAGUUUCUUAAUCUAGACGCAAUUUUGGAAGGGGUAAUGCACAAGUUAGUAGUUAAACCUCUGAAGAACCAUUUGCAGAAGUUGUUUUUGGAUCAUUACACUAAAACCGGUGCCAUUAGACUACUAGCGGAUAAUAUUCAAUACGCUUCCACAAGACCGAUAGCGGAACUAGCCAUAAAGCCAAAAAUUUCAUUGCCAUCGGACAGCGUCCUAAACAGGAUUUCCCAGUAUCUACAGAGGCUUCAGAGUGCCGAUUCCCCGUUAGAAAAACUUGAAUAUCUUUUGGCGGCUAUUGCAGUAAUUUUUAACUCGGUAAAAACCGGACAAUUAUCAUCGGGCACUGCGAAAACUGUGCAGUUGGGUGCCGACGAUUUCUUGCCACUGUUCGUUUGGGUCUUGGUGAAAACUAAUUUCGUAGCGGCCGAGAUCGAGGCUGAAUAUAUGUGGGGUUUGUUACAUCCCUCCCUUCUCUCGGGCGAGGGUGGUUAUUACUUAACUACCCUGUCGUCCGCCGUACACGUACUUAAGAAUUUCAAGGAUAGCUGUGAGGAAAAUGUGAAAAAUCACGUUAAAAAUGAUUCUGUGUUAAAAGUGGUAGUCCCAGAUGAACUUCACGGCUCAAUACUGACGAAGACUCUGCCUGCCAGGCCUCACAUGACUACAAAGGAGGUGUGCAAGAUUAUAGCGCACAAGGCGAGGAUAACCAACCCACAAGACUACGCUCUCUAUAGACUUACCGACGGCGAAGAAAUGAUGCUGAUGGAUAACGAGUGCCCUCAAGAUUUUAUGAAGGAAGGUAAACAUACCAUGCUGGCUUACAAGAGGAUAGACGCGAAAAUAGCCUGGCCAAAACAGGACAAACUGAAUAUCUAGUCAUUAUUGUUUUAGUUUGUCCUUUGCGAAACACCUGUAAAUAUCGUUUGUGUUAUAUAAAAUCAAAAUGUAACUUGUCAUUUGAUAACUUUUUAAUACAUGUUAAUGUUUUUUACUCCGUAGCCUGGCUACAAACUUUAAUAUUUAUUUUAAAAUAAAUACUGUGAAUUGUCUUUUUAAUAACAAAUUUUGUAUUUAAUUUAUUUGAA
This is a messenger RNA of Anoplophora glabripennis (Asian longhorned beetle), 3656 nucleotides long. RefSeq names its product protein sprint (gene spri). The transcript has 14 exons. The record is from RefSeq and is a predicted model, not a curated record. Gene Ontology annotation, cellular component: endocytic vesicle; cytosol. Gene Ontology annotation, biological process: signal transduction; vesicle-mediated transport. NCBI's taxonomy places the organism in Eukaryota, Metazoa, Arthropoda, Insecta, Coleoptera, Cerambycidae. Gene Ontology annotation, molecular function: small GTPase binding; guanyl-nucleotide exchange factor activity. The coding region runs from base 145 to 3447 and encodes 1100 amino acids.